Molecule: messenger RNA, 864 nt
Organism: Trypanosoma grayi
Lineage: Eukaryota; Euglenozoa; Kinetoplastea; Trypanosomatida; Trypanosomatidae
Product: ELMO domain-containing protein 2
Exons: 1
Coding region: 1-864 (287 amino acids)
Source: RefSeq, a predicted model, not a curated record
AUGCCGCUGCGCCGAAGAAAUGGCCCAGCCAACAACGAGGCUGCCGAGCCUCUCAUCCGCUGCGCAGAUGCGGAGCUGGCCCAAUGGAGUGAUACAGCUGCAACAUCGACAGAAGAAGAAUCGUCUUUUGACCCAUGGAGGCGCCGGAUAGUGACCAUUCUGGGUAAAGUGCUGGACGUGCUUCCCGCUGCGCUGACGGUCUUCUUGCGGCCCGACCUGCAGGAGCGGGAGCUACGGGCGCUCGCCGCACUGCAGGAGCGCUACGUCUGCCCGUGGGACGCCGCGAAUGAAAUACACGUUCAACUUCUCACAACGCUCUGGAGAAGCCACUGGCGAUGCAUGAGAAAGGAUGUACCGCCGCUCACUGCUGACAUGUCGUCUGAGCGUUGGAAGGAGCUAGGCUUUCAGGACAAACACCCAGCGACAGACUUCCGAGGUGCCGGGCUACUUUCACUUCGACAGCUUAUCUAUGUGGUAGAGACGUACCCACGCGAGUGGAUCACCGCCAUCCAGACCCCAAACUACUUUGCUGCUGCGACGGGCAUCAAUGUGACGAUGCGUCUACUCGUGCUGCUGCAGAUUGGCACCGGCUUGAGCUGCCUUGAGGGGAAGAUGGCGCGGGGUUACACGCUUAGCUUGGCAAGAGUGAAUCUGUCCCGUAUGAUUUACCACAACAACACUGAGGUAGCUUUGCAGCGGCUUAACGAGGUGUACUGUGCAUGUAUGCGGAGGGUCUGGAUGAGCUGGGAGACGUCAUCAAAGAAUAUCAUGCUGUUCAAUGCCUUGCUUGACGCAUGCUUCGUAGAAAUGGAGGAGAUAAUCAAUGUAUCAUCCUCGUUGGAGGAGUUUUGCGCAUUGAUGUGA